This is a messenger RNA of Haliotis rufescens (red abalone), 1727 nucleotides long. RefSeq names its product tRNA-splicing endonuclease subunit Sen54-like. Gene Ontology annotation, cellular component: tRNA-intron endonuclease complex. The coding region runs from base 126 to 1706 and encodes 526 amino acids. Gene Ontology annotation, biological process: tRNA-type intron splice site recognition and cleavage. The transcript has 9 exons. NCBI's taxonomy places the organism in Eukaryota, Metazoa, Mollusca, Gastropoda, Lepetellida, Haliotidae. The record is from RefSeq and is a predicted model, not a curated record.
UUCAACAUGGCUGCGCCCAUACACAGUGCGGACACUGAAAUCGUCAACACAACUUGUCAUGAUGAAAUCUGACUGAAAAACGUAACGACUACUAUGUUGUCAUGAUAAAUUAAAAAACACUAAAGAUGUUCUGCAAGGAGAAGGCCUUAUGUGCAGACGAGCUGUUCAAGUGUCGACGCCAACAAGACAAGUCUGUGCCUCAGAAAGGUGGAGCCAAAGACUAUGCUCCAGAUGGAUCAUGGCUCCAGGACAAGCGACUCGAAGCAUUCCACCAGGAGAGAACAGCAGUAUUGUCAGAGCCAAGGGUAGAACGCUUGGGUGGCCUUGUGCAAGGGACAUGGAACCCUAGCAAGAAACUGGUUGAGUUCAAGAAGGAAAUGGGCAAGUUCUGGAGUCACAUGGGCUUUGUGGAUGAGAGUAGAAAAUGGUUGUUCCCUGAAGAAGCACUAUUUCUCACGGAAACUACUGUCCUUGAGGUGUACUAUGGUGGCGUUCCUCUCAGCAUCCAAGAGGCGUACGUCCGACUCCUGGGAGUGGAUAUUUCUGUGGAGGAGUAUCAGACAUACGCCCACCUGCGCCGACUUGGAUACGUCGUGCUGCGACACGUUGGAGGUUCCCAAAUCACGAAGUACGAGCGUCAGAUUAAGUUGGACCAACAUGUGAAGGAGUCGAGGAGGCGGCACCGAGAUAGAAGCAGACAGGCGCAGGGGGUGUCUGCAGAUGACAUGGAGGUUAAGAAACCGAGACUUGACCCAGCGGAAGACGAGACGGAUGAGACGUCAGGAGAUCGGGAGGAUGAGAUGGAUACAGGGUCCGGAAAAGACUCCGAGUUUAAAGAACCAGAAGACGAUGUGAAGAUGGAGAUGGACAGGGAACAGAUGGAUGGCAGGGAUGUUGAUAGGCUACAAAAUAAUCAACCAUCAUUUGCGAAAUUAGCAAAUCCAUGGAAUCUACCCACGGAGAGUGAAGGGAAGUUAUCAGUUCGACACACUGAGUGGGACUUUGAGACACUUGGCUUCCCAGAUAUAGGGGACAAGGAGACAGUGGUGUUGAAUAUUCCUCAGACUAAACAUCUGCCUCCGAAUGUAACUCUGGAUGAGGAAUAUGAGGACCUGUGUUUGUUUGAUGUGACUGAGUAUCGACAACAACAGGCGUCUCAGCGCCCCCAGCGGAGACGGGAGGCUGACAAUUACGUGUUUGACCUAAACUUUUCCUACUCUGCCUGGGCUCGCAGUCGGAAGAACAUUGUGGCAGCUAACUGGACAGAAUACAAACUAAAACUGAGGGAAUCUCAGCAUGAUGGGGCAGCGCCCUCUCCAGUUGAUCAUCUCUGGCAGGGGGAGGUAACUCCACUAGUGAAACCACAAGACGCCACAUCAACCAGAGAACUGCUGAGUCGGCUACAAGUGAUACAGAGUGUGGACCUGCCCAAACUAGUCAGCAAAAUUGAGAGACAUUCUAUGAAAAUAUCCUUUGAUGUCCACCUUCCUAAUGCCAAGUUCAAGAAAACUCGCCCUGGACUCCCCAAUCACAGAGUCUGUGUUGUCAGAAGCUGUGACCCCUAUCCUACAAUGGCUGAUAUAUCAGAGGCAGUGAACUGUUACCAUGACAACGUGCCGGUCAACUGGGCAGUGGUUGACAGUGGUGAUAUUGCCUUCUACAACAUGUCCAGUUUGUCACUCCCUGUCGAUGUAAUGAUGGGAUGAAAUAAAGCUGGUUUACCUGCC